Frankliniella occidentalis (western flower thrips) is the source of this 3003-nucleotide messenger RNA. RefSeq names its product F-box/LRR-repeat protein 7-like. Lineage: Eukaryota; Metazoa; Arthropoda; Insecta; Thysanoptera; Thripidae. Gene Ontology annotation, molecular function: protein binding. The transcript has 5 exons. The record is from RefSeq and is a predicted model, not a curated record. Gene Ontology annotation, biological process: SCF-dependent proteasomal ubiquitin-dependent protein catabolic process. Gene Ontology annotation, cellular component: SCF ubiquitin ligase complex. The coding region runs from base 438 to 2297 and encodes 619 amino acids.
GAGAGCAGAGCCGAGCCGCGGCCGCGAGUCAGUCAGUAGCCGUGCGGCGUGCUGCGCGGUGUUCAUUCCGUGUGUGUGUGCGUUCGCGUGCGAGUGUGCGUGUGCCGUGCGUGUGAGUCUGUGUGUGUGUGUGUGGGCCGUGGAGGCCUUGAGGGCGGACUGCAUGGCGCGGUGCGGCGCGGCGCGCGGUGUCAUCGGCAGCCCGCGCCCCUCCCGCACCACCCUGGCGGCCUGCGAUUAGCCGCCCCGCCGCUGCUCGCCCCGGUGCUGGGCGCGGCCAUGGCUGGCCGGACGCAGCCGCCGCCAACCUGGGGCACCACGACCUGCAGCAGCAGCAGCACCACCUCCACCAGCUGCGGCCCAGCCCGGCUCCCCGCAGCACCAGGCCCGCGCCGCCACCGGCUCCCGGGCCACCAGCACCACCAGCUGCAGGUGGAAUGACUCACCAUGUGGCGCCCCCGCGGCCGGCGCCGCGGCCCUGCCCGCCCAAGAAGCUGGGGCGGGACUCGCUCUCGUCCAUGCGGUCCCUGAGCCGGGACCUGGGCCGGGACUCGCUGGGGUCGCUGGGGAGGGACUCGCUGGGGUCCCUCGGCAGGGACUCGCUCGGGUCGUUGGGCAGGGACUCGCUCGGAUCCCUGGGCCGGGAUUCGCGCGCCUCGCUGGGAAGGGAAUCGCUCGGCUCCCUCGGCAGAGACUCUCUCGGCUCGCUUGGCCGCGACUCGCUCGGGUCGCUCGGCUCCCUGGGCAGGGACUCGUUGGGCUCGCUGGGGCGCGAGUCGCGGCCCGGGCGGCCGUCACCGGUGGGGGCCCCGGGGGGCGCGUGCCCCGGGCCCCCGGGCGGCGUCCCCUCGCCCGGCUGCUACAAGUACCGCCCGCCCGCGCACGGAGGACACUCCUCGCCCGCCUUCCCAUCGCCAGGCUUCCCCAGACUGGUGACGGGGCGUGCGUCGCCGUGCGUGGACCAGGGGUACCACACGCUGGGCCACAGUCUGGGCCACAGCCUCGGCCACGGCCUGGGGCACGGCCUGGGCUGGUGCAGCCCCGGGCCCUGGCGGCCCGGGCCGCACGAGCACGGCGGGGCCUGGCCGGAGCUGCCCUGGCCGCACCCGACACCGGCCCAGCGCUCGUGCACCGCCACCCCGCACGGGGACGCCGACGACGACGGCGACCUGGACGCGGGCAGGACGCACACCUUCGACAGCCUGCCCGACGACCUGGUGCUGCAGGUGUUCUCCUGGCUGGACUGCCCGACGCUGUGCCGGGCGGCCCGCGUGUGCCGGCGCUGGAGCUCGCUGGCGUGGGAGCCGACGCUGUGGCGCUGCGUGCGGCUGCGGGGCCCGUCCCUCAGCGGGGACCGCGCCGUGCGCGGCGUGCUGCGCCGGCUGGGCGGCUGCGGCGCCACCAUCCAGCGACUGCAGGUCACCGACGGCGCCACCCUCUCGGACCGCGGGCUGACGCAGCUGGCGCGCCGCUGCCCCGGCCUGCAGCACCUGCAGCUGCACGGCUGCCAGCAGCUGGGCGACGCGGCGCUGGCCGAGAUCGCCACGCGCUGCACCAACCUGCAGCGGCUCGACCUGACGGGCUGCACCGGCGUGACCACGCUCGCGGUCACGCCCGGGCCCGAGCCCCCGCGCCGGCUGCAGCUGCAGUACCUCGACCUCACCGACUGCGAGGCGCUGGAGGACGCCGGGCUGCGCGUCGUGGUGCGGAACUGCCCCCAGCUCGUGUACCUCUACCUCAGGCGCUGCAUCAACAUUACAGAUGCCGGCGUCAAGUACGUGCCCAGCUUCUGCUCGCAGCUGCGCGAGCUGAGCGUGUCCGACUGCGGCCAGGUGACGGACUUCGGCCUCUACGAGCUGGCCAAGCUGGGCGCUACGCUGCGCUACCUCUCCGUGGCCAAGUGCGACCAGGUGUCGGACGCGGGGCUCAAGGUGCUGAGCCGGCGCUGCUACAAACUCAGGUACCUGAACGCGCGCGGCUGCGAGGCGGUGAGCGAUGACGCCAUCACGGUGCUGGCGCGCUCCUGCCCGCGGCUCCGGGCGCUCGACAUCGGCAAGUGCGACGUGUCGGACGCCGGCUUGCGCGCGCUCGCCGAGAGCUGCCCCAACCUCAAGAAGCUGAGCGUGCGCGCCUGCGACCUGGUCACGGACCGCGGGGUGCAGUGCAUCGCCUACUACUGUCGCGGGCUGCAGCAGCUAAACAUCCAGGACUGCCAGAUCUCGCUCGAGGGCUACCGCGCCGUCAAGAAGUACUGCAAGCGGUGCAUCAUCGAGCACACCAACCCAGGGUUCUUUUAGCAGGGGGGACUAUACUCCCCCGAUGGGUACUAGUCUACUCGCAAGUGCCAGAAACAGGGGUGCCAGGGGAAAAAAAUAUAUUGUGACAGUAGUUGUAAGUGUUUCUUCAUAUGAGAUGGUUUAUUAUUGGCACCAAAAUGAGAACUGAGGCAUUUUUUUCUUGCCAAAUGUGUACAUUUUUCUACAUAGAUAUUUUUUCUUGUUGUUGCUGUGUUAUUUAUUUUUUUAUUGUACAAUGUUAUUUCUGGAUGAAAAAGGCCAUUAUAAUUACUAGCUGAUUCAUUUGAUUUAUGUGGUUUUCUCUAAAGACCAAGAGAAUAAACCUUUGCCAGUUUAAUCAUUGAGCCACAAGUAGAAAACGAUUGGUUUUCAAAUUAAAAUUAUUAUCUGAGAUCAAACCACUGACCACCACGUGUUGUUUUGUGUUCAAUUCUCUUUUAAGAGUGCCAUAAUGAAUUCCUAAGUGUCAUAUCAAGAAGGGUGUUGAGAUCAAAUGUAACACAUGAUGACAUUUUUCAUCUGUGCCUGGUGCUUAUCUAGAUCUUAAUAUUUUACUUGUUAGAAAUUUCUGUUUCAAAAAUUCAUUGUGACACAAGCUAAAACCUUUACAAUCUUAGGUAUUUUUUUUUAAAGGGAAAUCAACUAUUAAUGUUAUCAAUUAGUUUUAAAUUUGCUGUUGAAUUAAAGUGAAAGUCUGUUAUGAGGA